CCAAAACCAUCUGUAUGAGACUGCCAUCAUCCCUGAGGUGAGUAUCAGAUUGAGGAAACAGCUCAGUGGUGACGAACACAAACCCUCUUCUGUUCGACGUCCACAGCAGAAUGGAUCAGACUGAGGACAGAGAGGAGGAAGCCCCUCCCUGGAAGACCACCCAGAGACUCCCCACAGGACCUGGACCUGGACCCAGACCCAGCUGUGUGUCCAUGAAGAGUGAUGCCUCCAUAUUUGAACCCAUGAACUUUAAAAGACAAUGUGUUCCAGAUCCUCAAGUGGAGCAGCAGAGCUCAGAGGUUCCCACUGGUCUACAGGAUCAGACUCAGCUGGACUCCAUAUUUAAGCUGCUGGAGGAGAACAUCUGCACUUUUGUAAAGAAUGAACUGAAGAAGUUCCAGCAGGUUCUGAGUCCAGAUUACCCAGAAUGCUUAGAGAGUCUGAAGGAUGAGGAUGAAGAGCAGAGGAGGAGCUCCGAGGCUUUUCUGCAGAUCACACUGAACUUCCUGAGGAGGCUGAAGCAGGAGGAGCUGGCUGAGCGUCUUCAGUCUGGAGUUCAGCAGCGGAAACUGAAACGUAACCUGCAGCAGAAGUUUGAGUGUGUGUUUGAGGGCAUCGCUAAAGCAGGAAACCCCAAAACCCUCCUGAACCAGAUCUACACAGAGCUCUACAUCACAGAGGGAGGGGCUACAGAGGUCAACCAGGACCAUGAGGUCAGACAGAUUGAAACAGCAUCCAGGAACCCACACAGACCACCAACAACCAUCACAUGUGAAGACAUCUUUAAAACACCAGCUGACAGAGAUCAGCCAAUCAGAACGGUGCUGACAAAGGGCGUGGCCGGCAUCGGGAAAACAGUGUCCACACAGAAGUUCAGUCUGGACUGGGCUGAAGACAAAGCCAACCAGGACAUCCACUUCAUAUUUCCAUUCACCUUCAGAGAGCUGAAUGUGCUGAAACAGAAGAAGUUCAGCUUGGUGGAACUGGUUCAUCACUUCUUCACUGAAACCACAGAAGCAGGAAUCUGGAUCUUUGAAGACCUCCAGGUGGUGUUCGUCUUAGACGGUCUGGAUGAGUGUCGACCUCCUCUGGACUUCAACAACACUCAGAUCCUGACUGAUGUGACAGAGUCCAGCUCAGUGGAUGUGCUGCUGAUGAACCUCAUCAGGGGGAACCUGCUUCCCUCUGCUCGCCUCUGGAUAACCACACGACCUGCAGCAGCCAAUCAGAUCCCUGCUCAGUGGGUGGACAUGGUGACAGAGGUCAGAGGGUUCAAGGACCCACAGAAGGAGGAGUACUUCAGGAAGAGGUUCACAGAUGAAGAACAGACCAACACAAUCAUCUCCCACAUCAAGAGGUCACGAAGCGUCCAUAUCAUGUGUCAUAUCCCAGUCUUCUGCUGGAUCACUGCUACAGUUCUGGAGGACGUGUUGAAGACCACAGACAGAAGACAACUGCCCAAGACCCUGACUGAGAUGUACAUCCACUUCCUGGUGGUUCAGGCCAAAGUCAAGAACAUCAAGUAUGAUGGAAGAUCUGGGACAGAUCCACCCUGGAGUCCAGAGACCAGGAAGAUGAUUGAGUCUCUGGGAAAACUGGCCUUUGAGCAGCUGAAGAAAGGAAACCUGAUCUUCUAUGAAUCCGACCUGACAGAGUGUGGCAUCGAUAUCAGCUCAGCCUCAGUGUACUCAGGAGUGUUCACACAGGUCUUUAUAGAGGAGAGUGGACUGUACCAGGACAAGAGGUUCUGCUUCAUCCAUCUGAGUGUCCAGGAGUUUCUGGCUGCUCUUCAUGUCCAUCAGACCUUCACCAACACUGGAGUCAAUCUGCUGUCAGAAGAACAAACCACAUCCCAGAGGUCUGGAUCUGCAGAGGCACAGUUCUACCAGACCGCUGUGGACCAGGCCUUACAGAGUCCAAAUGGACACCUGGACCUGUUCCUCCGUUUCCUCCUGGGUCUGUCACUGCCGACCAAUCAGAGUCUCCUACAAGGUCUGAUGAAACAGACAGGAAGUAGCUCAAAGACUAAUCAGGAGACAGCUAAGUACAUCAAGAAGAAGAUCAAUAAGAAACUGUCUGUAGAGAAAAGCAUCAACCUGUUCCACUGUCUGAAUGAACUGGAGGAUCGAUCUCUGGUGGAUCAGAUCCAACGGUACUUGAGAUCUGGACGUCUCUCCACAGAUGAGCUGUCUCCUGCUGGUUGGUCAGCUCUGGUCUUCAUGUUACUGUCAUCAGAUAAAGAUCUGGAUGAGUUUGACCUGAACAAAUACUCUGGUUCAGUGGAGGCUCUUCUGGAUUUGCUGCCAGUGGUCAAAGCCUCCACCAAAGCUGUGUUGAGUAUCUGUAACCUGUCAGAGAGAAGCUGUGAAGGUCUGUCCUCAGUUCUCAGAUCCCAGUCUUCUAGUCUGAUUCAUCUGGACCUCAGCUCCAAUGACCUGAAGGAUUCAGGACUGAAGAUCCUGUCAGAUGGACUAAGGAGUCCAGACUGUAAACUGGAGACUCUCAGACUGUCAGGAUGUCUGAUCACAGAGGAAGGACGUUCUUCUCUGGUCUCGGCCCUACAGUCCAAUCCAUCCCAUCUCAGACUGUUGGACCUGAGCUACAACCAUCCAGGAGCCUCAGGACAGGAGCUGUGUGCUCUAGUGGAGGAUCCACACUGGACACUGGACACUCUGAGGUUGGAGCCCAGUGGAGUCCGAUGGUUGAGACCAGGUCUGAGGAAGUUAUUGUCACUGCCCACACCUGACUCAUCCAUCAAUAACAGUCUAAUGCUCACCCUGGAUCCAAACACAGUGAACGAACAACUCAGACUGUCUGAAAACAACAAGAAGGUGGAACGAGUGGAGGAGCUUCAGUCAUAUCCUGAUCAUCAGGACAGAUUUGACUUCUAUCCUCAGCUGAUGUGUUCAACUGGUCUGACUGGUCGCUGUUACUGGGAGGUCCAGUGGAGUGGAUGGGUGGAAGUAGCAGUGACUUACAGAGGAAUCAGAAGGAAAGAGGGGAGUUUAGACUGUAGGUUUGGAAGAAAUGAUCAGUCCUGGAGUCUGGAGUGUUAUAGAGGUGGUUACUAUGUCUGUCAUAAUAACACAUUCUCUCGCCUCCCUCUGUCCUCCUCCUCCUCCUCCUCCUCCUCCUCCUCCUCCUCCUCCUCCUCUGGUACAGUCUCAGUGUAUGUGGACUGUCCUGCUGGAUCUGUGUCCUUCUACAGAGUCUCCUCUGACAAACUGAUCCACAUCUACACCUUCAACACCACAUUUACUGAACCACUGUUUGGAGGAUUUAGACUGUGGACUGAAUCCACAGUGUGUUUGUGUGAUGUGUAGUUGUGUGUGUGUAGUUGUGUUUCAGACUGAACCCUACACACCUCUACCAUCCCAGUCAAAUAAACACUAUCACAACUCUCUGAUAAUGAGGCAGAAGAACAGAAUGAUACUGGAUUCCUGGUGUCUGUGGUCCUGGUUCCGUCGGUUCCUUUCCAACAUUAGAAACACACUGAGAUGAAGGUGGAUGGAAAUGUCUGUUUGUUCCAUUUGAUAUGUUCAUUGAAUUAUUUCAUUUUACUGAGCUGUAGAAGAGCUGAUCCAUAGAAUAGAGUCCCAUUUGUUCCUGUUCAUUGGUGUCUUUUCUGGAUUUGUUCAUUUGUUUCAAACACUGUUUGUAAAACGCUGAUUUUUGACUCACAUCGUUGGAACUAAACAUGGUGGUGUUUGUCGUGUUUGUUCAUGUCGUUCAUGUCUUUGGACGAGGAACAGCAGGUCGUCCACAAACCACCACAUGGGUGGGUCCAUCCCUGGAGGACGUCCACUUGUCCAAGUGUCCUUGAACCAGAGGCGAUUUCUCUCAGACUGCAGUGGAAGCUUGGCUUCCCCUAAAAUUAUGAAAAUUCAUUGGUUAAAUCUGUUCAGUUGUUUUCAUUUCAUUGACUCCAAAUGUGUUGGAACACG
This is a messenger RNA of Sphaeramia orbicularis (orbiculate cardinalfish), 3944 nucleotides long. RefSeq names its product NACHT, LRR and PYD domains-containing protein 4E-like. The record is from RefSeq and is a predicted model, not a curated record. Gene Ontology annotation, molecular function: protein binding. The transcript is spliced from 11 exons. Bases 111 to 3323 code for a protein of 1070 amino acids. NCBI's taxonomy places the organism in Eukaryota, Metazoa, Chordata, Actinopteri, Kurtiformes, Apogonidae.